Messenger RNA from Alosa alosa (allis shad), 2954 nucleotides. Its product is annotated as GTPase IMAP family member 8-like. Lineage: Eukaryota; Metazoa; Chordata; Actinopteri; Clupeiformes; Clupeidae. Gene Ontology annotation, molecular function: GTP binding. The record is from RefSeq and is a predicted model, not a curated record.
CCGACACACACCUGAACUCUGAGAGAGCAGCUGAGGCCCUCAUUUGUUUGCCGUUUGAGUCGGAGAGAAUGACCAUUGAUAUGAACACUCCUGUAAGACAACUUCUGUGAAUCAAGGCAAAUGGCAACUCGUGAAUUUAUGUUCCAUUUGGGACAUGAUGCUCAGAAUCUCUCAGACCUGAGGAUUGUACUGCUGGGAUAUGGAUAUGGUGGGAAGAGUUCAUCAGGAAACACCAUCCUGGGCAGAGAGGAGUUUGAUACUGUAGGGAGAACAGCUCAGUGUGUGAAGAGACAGGGAGAAGUAGCAGGGAGGCAGGUCACUGUGGUGGAGGCUCCAGGAUGGUGGAGGAAUUAUCAGCUAAAGGACACUCCUGAACUGACUAGAGAGCAGAUUGAGCUCAGUGUGUCUCUGUGUCCUCCUGGACCCCACGCUCUACUGCUGGUCAUACCUUUGGACAUUCCAUUUACAGAGACAGAGAGAAGAUCAGUGCAGGAACACCUGGAGCUUCUCAGUGAGAGAGUGUGGAGUCACACUAUAGUGCUGUUCACCUGUGGAGACUGGCUGGGAGACACACCCAUUGAGCAGCACAUUGAGAGUGAAGGAGAGAGUCUGCACUGGCUGGUAGAGGAAUGUGGGAACAGAUAUCAUGUCCUCAACAACCAGAAGAGAGAUGAUCACAUGCAGGUUACACAGCUGAUGGAGAAGAUAGAAGAGAUGGUGGCAGGAAGCAGAGAACAACAUUAUAAGAUGGAGAAACAGAGAAUAGAAGAGUUGGAGGAGAAGAGGAGGAGAAAAGAAGAGAGAGUAAAAGAGAGGAUGAUGAAGGUGAAGAGACACAGAGAGUCUCUUAGAACAUUGUUGGGUCUCAGGAGAGCACGGAGCAAAGACCAAUUAAUAGAAUUCAGAGGAAACCGCCUACUGCCCCCUGCUGGAAUCCAUGAUCAAGACCAUAUCUGGAAGAGGUGGAGCAUGGCUGAACCUCUAAUCUGUGAAGCUCCCCAUCUGUCAAAAUUGAGGAUUCUGUUGCUGGGAUACAGAUAUGCUGGGAAGAGUUCUUCAAGAAACACCAUCCUGUAUGGAGAGGAGUUUGAUACUGUAGGGAGAACAGCUCAGUGUGUGAAAAGACAGGGAGAAGUAGCAAGGAGGCAGGUCACUGUGGUGGAGGCUCCAGGAUGGUGGUUUAAUCAUCAGUUAGAAGACACUCCUGAACUGACUAAAGAGCAGAUUGAGCUCAGUGUGUCUCUGUGUCCUCCUGGACCCCACGCUCUGCUGCUGGUCAUACCUGUGGAUGAACAAUUCACAGAGACAAGGAAAAGAUCAGUGCAGGAACACCUGGAGCUUCUCAGUGAGAGGGUCUGGAGUCACACUAUAGUGCUGUUCACCUGUGGAGACUGGCUGGGAGACACACCCAUUGAGCAGCACAUUGAGAGUGAAGGAGAGAGUCUGCACUGGCUGGUAGAGGAAUGUGGGAACAGAUAUCAUGUCCUCAACAACCAGAAGAGAGAUGAUCACAUGCAGGUUACACAGCUGAUGGAGAAGAUAGAAGAGAUGGUGGCAGGAAACAGAGAACAACAUUAUAAGAUGGAGAAACAGAGGAUAAGAGAGUUGGAGGAGAAGAGGAGGAUAAAAGAAGAGAGAGUGAAAGAGAGGAUGAUGAAGGUGAAGAGACAGAGAGAGUCUCUCAGAUCACUGAUGGGUGAAGUCCAUCAUCUCUCAGAGUUGAGGAUUGUGCUUCUGGGAUACAAAGUAUCUGGGAAGAGUUCAUCAGGAAACACCAUCCUGGGUGGAGAGGAGUUUGAUACUUUAAAAACAACAGUUUAGUGUGUGAAGAGACAGGGAGAAGUAGCAGGGUGGCAGGUCACUGUGGUGGAGGCACCAGGAUGGUGGAGGAAUAUUCAGUUAAAGGACACUCCUGAACUGACUAAAGAGCAGAUUGAGCUCAGUGUGUCUCUGUGUCCUCCUGGACCCCACCCUCUACUGCUGGUCAUAUGUGGGGACACUCCAUUCACAGAGACAGAAAGAAGAUCAGUGCAGGAACACCUGGAGCUUCUCGGUAAGAGAGUGUGGAGUCACACUAUAGUGCUGUUCACCUUUGGAGACUGGCUGGGAGACACACCCAUUGAGCAGCACAUUGAGAGUGAAGGAGAGAGUCUGCACUGGCUGGUAGAGGAAUGUGGCAACAGAUAUCAUGUCCUCAACAACCAGAACAGAGAUGAUCACAUGCAGGUUACACAGCUGAUGGAGAAGAUAGAAGAGAUGGUGGCAGGAAGCAGUGGGCAGCAUGAUGAGAUGGACUCAGACACCUGGUCUCUCAGCAGAUCGAUCACAGGAUUACAGGAACUACAGGCAGCCCCUGUGAGGAAAGCUAAAAGCUCUGAGCUUCCGCUAAAUAUGAGUGGCGGCCACUGGUCAGUUUCAAGUUCUGCAUAUGGCUCCUCUGGAUCUAUAACAGGACCCAUGACCACUACCCAAGGAUCAAUGAGCUCCAUAGCUUCUUCUGGAAUUGGGUCUCUGAGUUCUAGAGCAGGUUCUGUUUAAAGCUUAGACUCCAGAGGAUUCAAGUUCCCAAACCUUUCUAAAGUGAAUACCCUUGGAGACCUUCCUGAGGCCCAGGAGGAAUCAAACUCCAGACUUACAAAGGAGAAGAAGCCAUAAUUUUCAAAUCAAAAUAGUUGUACAUUGCACUGUUGCUGCUGUUAUUUGUUUUCUGGACAACGAUUUUCUGGUCUACCCACGACUACUAGCUACUUUGUGGUAAACUUAUGGCCAGUCCCUCCAGGAAUUCGCAAUAUUGCGAUCGCAACAAUUAACGAAAAUUCAGCAAAUGCCUGUGGAUUCUGGGCGACCUUGCAAUUUUGUCCAAACGCCGCAACUGUUUAAUACUGCAUAUUGUUAUGUAUAUUGAAAUAUGUCCCACAUUAUAUGAAAUUAAAUAUUCAGGCCUGAUAACGGUU